AUGACUCAUGUGAUUUUGCUGUGCUGCUUGGUGUUUCUUUUGCCCACAGAGUCCUGUAGGACAUUAUGCCAGGCUGACAGCAAAAGCAAGGAGAAGGUGUCUGCCAGGCCACACGGUGUAUGUGAUGGUGUCUGUAUAGACAAUUCCCACUGCAGUCAACCUUGCCCUCCAGACACUCAGGGAAAUAUGGGUUUUUUAUGCAGGGAAAAUAAAUGGCACAAGAUCACUGAUACCUGCCGGACUCUUAAUGCCUUCAACAUCUUUGAGGCAGAUGAAUAUUCAGUUCAAUCAUUUGGAGAAGGUAUAAAAGUACAUGAAUAUUCUGGAAAGUCUGAGACCAUAACAGAUAGGUUGAUGCAGAAGUGUCCAGCAGAUCUGUCUUGUGUAAUUAGAAACAUUCGGCAGUCUCCCCGGAUACCAGGAAACAUCGCCGUCAUUGUGCAGCUCUUACACAACAUAUCAACAGUGCUACUGACAGAUGUUGAUGAGGCAAAGAUGCAGAGUUACAGCACCAUGGCUAACCACAUUCUCAACAGCAAAAGCAUCUCAAACUGGACCUUCAUUCCUGACAGAAACAGUGGCUGUGUCCUGCUACAGUCAGUCAAUUCCUUUGCAAGAAAGCUAUUCAUAAAAAAACAUCCCAUUGACAUAUCAGAUGUCUUUAUUCAUACCAUGGGCACCAUCAUAUCUGAAGAUGACACUGGAAUGAAUUUUACUUUUUCAAUGAGAGUUAAUGACAGCAGCAAUGAAGUCUCUGGGAGGGUGUUGAUCAGUCGAGAGGAACUUCAGAAGGUGCCUUCCCCUUCUCAGGCCAUCAGCAUUGCAUUUCCUACUCUCGGGGCCAUUUUGGAAGCCAGUCUUUUGGAAAACAUUACUGUGAAUGGGCUUGUCCUCUCUGUCCUUUUGCCCAAGGAACUUAGAAGAAUCUCACUGAUUUUUGAAAAGAUCAGCCAGUCCGAGGAGAGGAGGACACAGUGUGUUGGCUGGCACUCCGAGGACAGCAGAUGGGACCAGCAGGCCUGUAAAAUGAUUCAAGAAAACUCCCAGCAAGCCAUUUGCAAAUGUAGGCCAAGCGAGUUGUUUACCUCUUUCUCAAUUCUUAUGUCGCCCCACACCUUGGAGAGCCCGGUCCUGAUUUACAUCACAUACAUAGGCCUGGGCAUUUCUAUCUGCAGCUUAGUCCUUUGCUUGUCCAUCGAGGCCUUGGUCUGGGGCCAGGUGACGAAGACGGAGAUCUCGUAUUUACGCCAUGUGUGCAUAGCUAACGUUGCGGCCACUCUGCUGAUGGCCAAUGUGUGGUUCAUUGUGGCUCCCUUUCUCAGUAGUCCAAGGACACACCAUGGUGGAUGUGUGGCGGCCACAUUUUUCGUUCAUUUCUUUUACCUUGCUGUGUUCUUCUGGAUGCUUGCCAAGGCACUCCUUAUCCUCUAUGGAAUCCUGAUUGUUUUCCAUACACUGUCCAAGUCAGUCAUGGUGGCCUGUCUCUUUUCAGUGGGCUAUGGGUGCCCUUUGGUCAUUGCUGUUAUCACGGUUGCUGCCACCGAGCCUGGCAAAGGCUAUCUACGGGCUGACGCCUGCUGGCUUAACUGGGACAUGACCAAGGCCCUCCUGGCCUUUGUGAUCCCGGCUCUGGCCAUUGUGGUAGUAAAUCUGAUCACAGUCACACUGGUGAUUGUCAAGACCCAGCGAGCUGCCAUCGGCAGUUCCAUGUUCCAGGAGGUGAGAGCCAUUGUGAGAAUCAGUAAGAACAUUGCCAUCCUCACUCCAGUGCUGGGGCUGACCUGGGGAUUCGGCAUAGCCACGGUCAUCACUCAUAGCUCCCUGGCCUUCCACAUCAUCUUCUCCUUGCUCAAUGCCUUCCAGGGUUUCUUCAUCCUGGUGUUUGGAACAAUCCUGGAUCCAAAGAUAAGAGAAGCCUUAAAGGGUCGGGUAAACUCUGCAAAAUGGAUCUCCAGAGUAUCAGAGAAGUACCAAGUGAGCAUGUCUUUGAGCUGUUCAGAUUCUUUCUGGAGUAUGGAGACCCCGUCCAAAAAGAUGAAAGUAGACGUAAAUGAAUUCAAAGGAAAGUGA
Messenger RNA from Cynocephalus volans (Philippine flying lemur), 2070 nucleotides. Its product is annotated as adhesion G-protein coupled receptor F2-like. Gene Ontology annotation, cellular component: membrane. Gene Ontology annotation, molecular function: G protein-coupled receptor activity. The coding region runs from base 1 to 2070 and encodes 689 amino acids. The transcript has 8 exons. Lineage: Eukaryota; Metazoa; Chordata; Mammalia; Dermoptera; Cynocephalidae. The record is from RefSeq and is a predicted model, not a curated record. Gene Ontology annotation, biological process: adenylate cyclase-activating G protein-coupled receptor signaling pathway; cell surface receptor signaling pathway.